GUCCACAGCCACUAAGCCCACCCUAUUAUCUAAGUUAUCCCCAGGGUCCGUCUUGCACGCGUAGAUAUCGAAUUUUGAUCGCAUCUGCCGACGGAUACGGAGCAGACGUGACCUCAAUUGUACAGGACUAUCAGGAGGGAUGGCGACCGACUUCAUCAUGCCUAGGCUGGCCGAUGCACAACCAUCGCACUACUUCCAACCUCAACUGGAGUCGCACGCUUGUGCGCCUGCACAACUACCAGGUCAUGCGCCUCGACCGGUAGCCCAAGGUUAUCAAUCUCGGCAGGUCUCGCCCUUGAGCUCCAACAAUGGCUCCCCCACGUCCCCCAAACCAUAUCAGCGCCAACGUUUACGGCCACUGUACAUGCCCGCUGUUUUGCGACCAAACGAGCACCCUUACAAGGGCCACGGCAACAAGAAUGAAAGUGAACCGCGAACACAGGGCCAGGAGGACGAUCCACCCUUAUCAUCUGCCAACAGCUUCAUAACCUUGCCUGGGUUGGGAGGCUGGAGCCGUCUAGGUCGACGGACCACGGGUGAUAGUGAGAGAUGCACGGAAAGCGAGUGGGAUUUAGAUUUAUUUCCUAAGCCAACAGCACCACCCACGCGACUUCAUUGGAAGCCCGACCCUGAGGCCAAGAUUUGCGACGAACCCUCUUGCUUGCGCCAAUUUAAUUACUGGACAAGACGACACCACUGCAGACGAUGUGGAAACAUCUUCUGCGAUCUGCAUUCUGCUUUCGAAAUCCCACUCGACCAAGAUGCAAAUUACAAUCCUAGAGGAAUUGUCAGUCGAGCGUGUAGGCAUUGCUACACUGAGUUUCGGGCUUGGCGCAGUAGAACAAACAGUCAAGCAUCUAGUGACGACUCGUCUGUGAAACAAAUCUCCCACACAGCACCCACGAGCCCUGUCAUCAAAACGCCAGUUAGGGCAAACCCCCAAGCGCCACCACAUCCGGCCGAAGUUGCUAUGAGUGUGCCUCGAGACUGGCAUUGGAGCACGUUCUGAACCAUCUAUCCCGGAUGAGCACGUACGUCAUAGAUUGGCCCCUUUGCUCUCUGCUGAGGUGUCUAUUGCACAUCAUGAUCAGCUUCUUUUUUUCUUUCAAAUUUGGACCAAUUUGGAUGGAUAGUCAUCUACGAAGCAACCCUUAGUUAAAUAGAGACAGCGUCUCUGUUGCAUGAAAUCGACAAUCCACUGAGACAGAACACCAAGGGUUUAGAUGACCGUUACGCACGAAGUAAUAUAUGGUAUUAGGGCGCCGGAUCUUAAUGGAUUUCUUUUCCACGUCAUGAUACCCA
Molecule: messenger RNA, 1302 nt
Organism: Xylaria bambusicola
Lineage: Eukaryota; Fungi; Ascomycota; Sordariomycetes; Xylariales; Xylariaceae
Product: FYVE zinc finger protein
Exons: 2
Coding region: 140-1009 (289 amino acids)
Molecular function (GO): metal ion binding
Source: RefSeq, a predicted model, not a curated record